AUGUCGCAGCUCACACCCGCAGCCGGACCCUCACGCCCACGUACGCCCUCGAUGCCUCCGCACACGCCACCACCGCCAGCCGAGUCGUACGACGCGCCGUCGCCGUCGCCAGAGCGCAGCGAGAAGGCGCCGCGCGGCGACGGCGACGCGCAGCAGGAGCAGGAGGCAGAGCGGGCAAGGCUGGCAAUGGAGGAGAAGCAGUGGCUCGUUGCGUUUGACCAUCUCGACGCACAAGAUCCGCGCAACCUGCGCUUCCGGCACAAAUGGCUCAUUCUCGGCGUGUGCUUCUUGAUCGAGGCAUGGGCCAACACCA
Molecule: messenger RNA, 313 nt
Organism: Tilletiopsis washingtonensis
Lineage: Eukaryota; Fungi; Basidiomycota; Exobasidiomycetes; Entylomatales
Exons: 2
Source: RefSeq, a predicted model, not a curated record